Sabethes cyaneus is the source of this 766-nucleotide messenger RNA. RefSeq lists its product as uncharacterized. The record is from RefSeq and is a predicted model, not a curated record. The coding region runs from base 120 to 734 and encodes 204 amino acids. Lineage: Eukaryota; Metazoa; Arthropoda; Insecta; Diptera; Culicidae. The transcript is spliced from 2 exons.
UCAACCAUGGUCUUAGCCAAGUCAAAUGACAGCACAAAGAAAAAAAAAAAAAACAAUUUGUUGUGUUGAGCUAAUAUUCUGUAAACUGCACAAACUUGGCUUGUUCUGCUGUACAUUAAAUGGACAAUUCAAACGAUACGCCACCGAAGACUGUACCACCUUUAAGAAUAAAAAAUGUUCGCUCGUUGCAAGCACUGUCUGUCUCUGAGGAGUCCGAUUCUGAUUCCAGUUCCGAUAAUCAACAUUUGAUGAUAGACGAGGUGUACGAAGUAAGUGCCUCGGACGAUGCUGGCGAAUCAGAAGUAUCAAAGAACCAUGUAACAGAAACCGAUGGUGCUAAGGCAACUGAUAAAAGUCCGCGGCAUUAUUCUAAUAGGCAAUCGACGAACAGUGACGACAGUUGUCCUGCGGUGCAAAAUCUUGCUGGUGCACCUGAGACCACAACCGCUAACCAUUCCAAAGCAAACCGACGGAAAAGUCAUCACGUUCCGAAGCAGGUAGACGUUGUUUUCGAAGAAGGUACUAUUCUCUCCGCGGUGGAUAAUGUUAGAGAGGAACAUACGAAUGAUUCAAACAAACAUUUGAUGAAACAUAUUGCCAUGCUGAAGAGUUGUAUUAACUACGCGCUGGAGGAGCAAGGCUUCCGGCCAUUAGCGUUUAAGCAGAACUAUGAGAAAGUUUCGAAAUUAAUGGAACAGUACAACCAAAUGAAGAGAAAUAAACAUGAAACCUAAAAGAUGUGUUGAAAAAAAUAUAAUAAGGGACU